CUCCGCUCCCCCGAUGGAGCUCCCCUCCGUCCGCCCGUGUGCGUCGCCCUUGCCGCCUUUCCUGCGGCUAUAAAACCGGGCCACGCCCCGACCAUGACUCCCCAACUUCAACGCACGCACCACCCCAAAAGCCUCAACAACACCCGAACCAAAGCAAGGCAAGCGAAGAAUCCAUGGCGACUCCCGACGACUGCGCCGCCAGCUGGCUUCUGUACCUUUCGCUCGCCGCCAAAUGCGGCGGCGAUCACCCCGGCCGCCUCGCCGGCCUCCUCGCGGUCUGCGCCGCCGCCUUCGCACUCACCUGCCUCCUGCACUGGUGCUUCCCCGGCGGGCCGGCCUGGGGCAGGUGGUGGCUCACCCGCCGCCUCAAGGGCUCCCUCGUCUCGGGGCCCAGGGGCUUGCCGCUGAUCGGCAGCAUGUGGCUCAUGACCGGCCUCGCCCACCGCAAGCUUGCCGCCGAGGCCUCGCGCCUGGGCGGCCGUGCUAAGAGGCUGAUGGCCUUCUCCCUCGGCGAGACGCGCAUGGUGGUCGCCGCGCACCCGGACGUGGCUAGGGAGAUCCUCUACAGCCCGGCCUUCGCCGACCGCCCCAUCAAGGAGUCGGCGUACGGGCUCUUGUUCCACCGCGCCAUCGGCUUCGCGCCCCACGGCGCGUACUGGCGCGCGCUCCGCCGCGUCGCCUCCACGCACCUCUUCUCCCCGUGGCAGGUCACCGCGUCAGCUCCCCAGCGCGCUGUGAUCGCGCACCAGAUGGUCGCAGCCCUCGCUAGCGCCGGCGCCGGCGUCGAGGUCCGGCGCGUGCUGCGGCGCGCGUCGCUGCACAACGUGAUGUGGUCCGUGUUCGGCCGCCGCUACGACCUGGGCACCGGCAAGGAGAGCGAGGAGGUCCGCGAGCUGAGCCACCUGGUGGACGAAGGCUACGACCUGCUGGGCCAGCUCAACUGGUCCGACCACCUCCCCUGGCUGGCCCGCUUCGACCCGCAGGGCACACGCGCCCGGUGCUCCCGUCUCGUCCCCCUCGUGAACAGCUUCGUCGGCCGCAUCAUCGACGACCACCGCUCCGCCGCUCCGUCCGCCGCCGUCAAGGACUUCACCGACGUCCUGCUCUCCCUCCAGGGCGGCGACAGGCUCGCCGACGCCGACAUGAUCGCGGUGCUCUGGGAGAUGGUGUUCCGCGGGACCGACACAGUGGCGGUGCUGAUGGAGUGGGUGCUGGCCCGGCUGGUGCUGCACCCGGACGUGCAGGCGCGGGUGCACGAGGAGCUGGACCGCGCGGUGGGGCCCGACCGCGCCGUGACCGAGUCCGAUGCCGCCUCCCUCCCCUACCUCCACGCCGUCAUCAAGGAGACACUCCGCGUUCACCCGCCCGGCCCGCUGCUCUCCUGGGCCCGCCUCGCCACCUCGGACAUUCACGUUGACGGGUUCCUCAUCCCCGCUGGCACCACAGCCAUGGUGAACAUGUGGGCCAUAACCCACGACCCCGACGUGUGGGCCGAGCCGAACGAGUUCCGCCCGGAGCGGUUCGUCGCCGGACAGCCGGCCGCCGAGCUCUCCGUCAUGGGGUCAGACCUCCGCCUGGCGCCGUUCGGGGCCGGGCGGAGGAGCUGCCCCGGGAAGAGCCUGGCGAUGGCGACGGUGGCGUUCUGGCUGGCGACGCUGCUGCACGAGCUGGAGUUCCUGCCCUCCCCCGACCCGGCGCGCGGCGUCAACCUGGGGGAGACCCUGAGGCUGUCGUGCGAGAUGGCGGCCCCGCUGGCCGUGACGCCGAGGCCGCGACGCCCGGCGGCGUGAUGACGCAGCGUGCCUACGUACGUGCGCGCGCGCGCCGCUAGCUGCCUAGAGGCGUUGUCGCUACCGGUCGGCUCGCUGGCCUGGUACCACGCACGCACGUACGCUUAUCCUGAUGAGCAACUAGCAAGUGAUGAAUUACCUAGUAGUAGUAGACUUUAUAUAUGGACGUGCCAGGUGACGACCGUGAUGUUUUUGCCUUCUUUUUGUUCGUUCCCAGUUAUUAUUUCGUUAGCCUUUUAUUAUUUUCUCUUCUGCAACUGCCCUGUAAGAUAUUGCUAGCUGAUGUAUAUAUAUUCUACUACCUACCGGUACUAAGAAACAAAUGUCUCUAUCUUGUUAUUAUUA
Triticum dicoccoides is the source of this 2135-nucleotide messenger RNA. RefSeq names its product cytochrome P450 78A9-like. The record is from RefSeq and is a predicted model, not a curated record. The transcript has 2 exons. Gene Ontology annotation, molecular function: oxidoreductase activity, acting on paired donors, with incorporation or reduction of molecular oxygen; iron ion binding; monooxygenase activity. Lineage: Eukaryota; Viridiplantae; Streptophyta; Magnoliopsida; Poales; Poaceae. Bases 174 to 1790 code for a protein of 538 amino acids.